Babjeviella inositovora NRRL Y-12698 is the source of this 1248-nucleotide messenger RNA. Its product is annotated as ZIP family transporter. Gene Ontology annotation, molecular function: zinc ion transmembrane transporter activity. Gene Ontology annotation, cellular component: membrane. The transcript is spliced from 2 exons. Gene Ontology annotation, biological process: intracellular zinc ion homeostasis; zinc ion transmembrane transport. Bases 1 to 1248 code for a protein of 415 amino acids. The record is from RefSeq and is a predicted model, not a curated record. Lineage: Eukaryota; Fungi; Ascomycota; Pichiomycetes; Serinales.
AUGAAGUUAUCCAUCACCACAGCGCUUGCUAUUUUCGGCCUUUCCACUGCUGUUUCGGCCCAUGGAGGCCACGGAAGAGCGCCGGGUCUUUUCCACCACGACGGGGUGAUAAACCUCGAAAACUUGCAGCUCCAAUUGGCCGCGUGUCCUGUGGUUGAACACCUCAACACCUUGAAGGCGAUCGAAGAGGCCAACCACGAGGAGUCCAUUGUGGAAUGGUUCUUCGAGAAGUUGUUCCCCUUUGGACCCGCUGCCAACGCCUUACUCGCCACUGCAUACAUCUCUGGUCCUCCAAACUUUAUCCUUGCGUUGAUUCCUGCCUCUAUUGACCCCUCCAGCCUCUCUCUUCUUGUCAGUUUUGCUAUUGGUGGUUUGCUCGGCGACGUCUUCUUGCACUUGUUGCCGCAGGUCUUUAUGGGGGAGCCUGUUGACGGCGGUGUUCAGUUUAUGAUUGUGGACGAGAAGAGAAACACCAUCUUGGGUGUCUUUAUUUUUGUGGGCUUUGUCAUUUUCAUGAUUAUCGAUAAGUCCUUGCGUAUCUUGGCCCACACCGGCGACGGCGAAUCCCACGGUCAUGGCCACUCGCACACUCACGCCUCCUCCAGUGCCGUGGAAGAAAAGGAAUCCGGCGAUUCCACCCUCCGUCAGAGAAAGAGAUCGGUGGAAGAUGCCAAGGCCUCUGAGCCGGUCAUCGCCCAGCCCAACGCCUCCGUCAAGACGUCGGCGUACCUCAACUUGAUCUCCGAUUUUACGCACAACAUCACCGACGGACUUGCCAUCGCGGGCUCUUUCUAUAUCUCCAAGUCUGUGGGGUCCACAACCGCCCUUGCGGUUUUCUUCCACGAGAUUCCUCAUGAAAUCGGUGACUUUGCGCUCUUGAUCCAGGGUGGCUUCACCAAGUGGGAGGCUAUGAACUCGCAGUUCAUCACCGCGGUGGGAGCCUUCUUGGGUACCUUUAUCGGGAUUGGGAUCCAGCGCUUGGGUAAGUCCAGCGCCGUUGCCAUAGCCGGCGAGAAGGUUGCUGAAACCGUCGGCGGCUUAUGGGGUACCACCGUCCAGAUCGGCGACUUGACUAUUCCGUUCACCGCCGGUGGGUUCUUGUACAUCGCGACCGUGGGUGUGAUUCCGGAGAUCUUGGAGUUGGGCAGCAAGACCACCAGGUGGCACGAGGCGAAGAAGAGUGUUGCGCAGUUGGUGUGCAUGAUGGUGGGGAUUUUGUUGAUGUUUGGCAUCUCCUGGAUGGAGUGA